UGAAAUACUUUUAGCGUUACUCUGCCCUCGAGAUCCUUCUUUGCUGCCACACAGCGCUGUUGCUUUAAAUUUGGUAAUUUUUUGCGAAAAAACACUUGCCACCUGGGGACUGCUGAUUACCGUUUUUUAGUCUGUGGAAAUGUAUAUAUCGGCGGGUUAAUUAUGAUUAUACGUCAGUAUAAAACCUCUAAAGCAGCGGUUCACAGACCUUUAAAAGAUCUCGUACCACCAUCACGGCACCGUUCCUGAUCUAUACUGAAAGCCGGGCUCCACUGGACCUUGAACCGUCGUGGCUGGCUGGGGGAACGGGCUGAUCACCGCUGGCAGAUCGUAAUCGUCUGCCUUGCAGACACAAGCAUCCCCUGUCCCAGGGCCCUUGCCCCAGAGAGCUCGGUCUGUGUCUCGGACUGCAGCCGGAGUGUGCCGAGCUGACCCGGUGAGCUCGUCCAGCCGCAGCCCAGCAUCCGAGUCCUCUGAGGCCUGGUUGCAGCUUUUGCCUCCAGCCCUACAGCCAAGUGGAUGAGUCCAUAAAGCAGGCUUUCAAGGAACGGUAAAAAUGAGUAAGGUACCGUGCAGAGGCAUGUACCUGCCCCUGCGCCCCGGCAACCCAAACUGCGACGUCGCGUCCUGUGAGGAGUCGGACUCGUUGAGGAGCAUCAGCAGCCUGAGCGAAGGCAUCCUGACCAGCCCGCUGGAUGUGGAAAUGUUGGAGUGUGAGGAGGGAGACGGGCCAGAACCGCUGCUACUGUCCAAGCCGGGUAGUGGGGACACGCUGGGAUCUGCGGCGGUGUCCUCCGGUCCUACGGUGCCGUGGAAAAGCAACAUCACUUUCCUGAAGACCGACCUUGAGGCUUGUAAUGGCAACCAGAUUCAUGUCCUUCAGUUCGGCGGCCCUGACCACACCAAAGGGAGCCCACAGCACCCACUAGACCAUGUCCUGAAUGAGGAGGCAGGAAGGCAGGCCGACACGCGUAACGAGAGCUCUGGUGAGGUCCUUGGGGACUCUGCCAUGUCCACGAGCUCUGAAGACGUGGUGAUGCGGAGGAGCAGCCUGAGCCUCAGCGACUCCGGCAAGCAGCUCAGCGACUCCCUGCUGGGCCGGUCCACCCGCUGCCCCGCCAGAGCCCCCCGCAUGGGGACGUCCUCAGUGACGCCCGACAUCUGCGAGGGCCUUCUACAAAAGACUCACAUCUGUGACAUCGAUAAAGUCAUAGAAACUGGAGUGCGGCAGGAAAAUAAAGAUGGGAGACUCUUCAGGAGCUCUCCUGCAAAUCGACAUCCCUCCAAGAUGUCCUCCGAGAGCAAGGAGGAUGGUGAUCUGGCCCUUGACGCGGGGAGCGGCGCCUCACAGCCUCACGGCAGCUUGUCAGACGUCCUGUUUGGCGAGACCUUCGUGUUCUUUGAUUCGAAUUCCGACUCCAGCUGCAAUGCUCAAACCUCUACCCCCGUGCUGGAGUCAGGCAGCAAGAACUUCUGCAUCCCGCCUUUCGAGCGCCGGUCACAGAUCAGCCAAGCCGGGUCCAGCAGCCCGGCCCUGGGGCCCAGAGGGCUGCAGCAUGGGACACCUCCGAAUCCAGCCAGAGGCUCAAGGGUGCCGGGUCCCGCCCAGGGAGGAAUGGCCAGGCUGGGACUCGCGGAGGUUCCCCAAGCUGCCGGACCUCGAGAUUGCAAAGCUCCGGAUGACAGCGAAGCCAGUCCCAGCUGGGACACCAAGCAGCGUCUCCGUAAAGGCUGCUGCUGCGGUGUCUGUGACAGGCCCUAA
This is a messenger RNA of Brienomyrus brachyistius, 1762 nucleotides long. RefSeq lists its product as uncharacterized. Bases 557 to 1762 code for a protein of 401 amino acids. Lineage: Eukaryota; Metazoa; Chordata; Actinopteri; Osteoglossiformes; Mormyridae. The record is from RefSeq and is a predicted model, not a curated record. The transcript is spliced from 3 exons.